AUGGAUAGUAUGUACUCAAAAUAUAUCAUUCCCAAUUAAUCAGAGAAAAAGUAGAGUUCAUCUCCGCAUUCCUAAGUAACAUUCAACAACAUACAAGUUUAUAUAUUCACUAAAAUUUCUAGUAAUUUUUAGAAGACUACACUCCCUCCCAUCGUAGGCUCAGCUUCUCCGAAGACAGGAUUCAAGAACUCAAGAAUUCUCAGUAACUUUCAAGUCAUAAUAAAUUAAGCCACGAUUUCCAAAGCGAGUUUGUCAAUUCUCAAGUAAGAAUUAUUCAAUUAAUCCUAAUAAUAGAUGAAACAAACCUAAUUAAGUAUUGAUAUCAAUAAAAAAGAAUAAUAAGAGUUUUAAGAGAUUAAAGAUGAUUAAAUCAUUUAAACUAACACCAUCAUUGAUUCACCUACUAAGAUGAAUACAGAUGAUUCUCCAAAAAAGAAUAAAUUCAAAGCCUUCGGAAAUUUACUAUUAAGUAUAAGAAGAUUAUAAUAGAACUUAGUUGAACGUAUUUCAAACAUAGAUUAAUUAAAAGAAUCCAUCAUUAAACCAUCCACUAAUACAAAUGCUUCAAAAAUACAUCCAGAUCCUUCAUCAAGAGAUAGUGAAAACAUCAAUGAAAUCCUAUCCAACUUGAAAUUAGUUGAUAGAUUCAUUUAUUAUUCCGAAUAAGGAUCAUAAAACGAUAUUCAAAAGAUGAUUAAAUUAUUAUAAAUUUAUCCUAAAAAACAUUUGUAUUGUCCCACGGACCCAAAACAUAUACUAAACUCGUUCAAUAAGUUUGGAUAGAACUCUUUAUAUAUUUCUUGCAAAAAUGGAAAUAUUGCUGUCAUUAAAUUCCUUUUAGACUAAUAAGCCAAUCCUUUUAUAAAAAGUAAGGUUUAUGAAAACUUUUAUGAAUCUCCUUUGGAAGUCUCAAUCAGAUGGAACCAUUUCGAUUGUGUCUAAUUGCUACUUGAAAAAUCUAACUAUUCAAACAAAGAAUUAAAAGCAGCCAUUCAAUAAACUUCAAAUCCUUAAAUCAAAUAACUCAUUAAAUCAAAUCUCAAAUCAGAUACUUUUUGCUGCUAUUGA
Messenger RNA from Paramecium tetraurelia, 1068 nucleotides. RefSeq lists its product as uncharacterized. The record is from RefSeq and is a predicted model, not a curated record. NCBI's taxonomy places the organism in Eukaryota, Ciliophora, Oligohymenophorea, Peniculida, Parameciidae. The transcript has 3 exons. Gene Ontology annotation, molecular function: protein binding.